AUGGAAUAUCUAGGUGAGGUGAUAGAUAUUGCAGAAGCUAACCGUCGGAUUAUUGAUGCACUUGGUUCUGAUGCAUUGUCUAGCAUAACUUCAUCGCAUGACAGUUUCCAUCCACUUUCGAUAACCUAUUUAACACGAUUCAGUCCACAGUUGAAUUUAGUUCUAGAUGCUGGAACUAAAGGCAAUUUAAACAGAUUUAUUAACCAUUCAUGUGCACCAAAUUUAGUUACUGAAUGUUGGAUAGUUGACGGUUAUCCACGACUCGGACUGUUUGCCUGUCGACCUAUAGAAGCCAAUGAAGAACUAACAAUUAAUUAUAUUAAUGCUCAAAUUCUUUCAACGGGUCUUAUGGGUGCCAGUUGUUUAUGUGGAGCUGAUUCCUGUGUACGAAAAAUACGUUUACCAACAGCAUUUAAAUUAUAUGAAGGAAUAGUAAAUGAAGUUAAAAGUCAUCUCACAAAUGAUAUUCAAUUUUAACUUCUGAUGUUUCAUAUGGUCGGUCGAUGCAUAUACAGGAUGUUGUCUGUUAGAUUAAUUAGUUGUUGACUGUAAAAGUUGUCGUUUGAAUAAACUUUAGUAAUCAUUGAACUAUUUGCCAGAUUUUUAUUAGGUGAAAAUGUAUUUAUUUUGUUCAUUAAACUGUAAUUAUCUGAAGAGGAGAAUUUGUUUGUUGUUCCAGUUGACAAUUCCCAGGCUACUGGUCAAAUAAAUAAAUAAAAGUUCCAUUGUUUCAAAUUUCUGACAAUGAUUUUCUAGAGCCAAACACACAUAUCAAGUGUGAUUUCUCUAUAAACUGAA
Messenger RNA from Schistosoma turkestanicum, 798 nucleotides. NCBI's taxonomy places the organism in Eukaryota, Metazoa, Platyhelminthes, Trematoda, Strigeidida, Schistosomatidae. The record is from the annotation of a GenBank genome assembly.